Cuscuta campestris is the source of this 1421-nucleotide messenger RNA. NCBI's taxonomy places the organism in Eukaryota, Viridiplantae, Streptophyta, Magnoliopsida, Solanales, Convolvulaceae. The record is from the annotation of a GenBank genome assembly.
CGUUUAAAUUUUAUUAAUUUGGUUUUGAAACCCCUAUUUGAAGCUGACUUAACAAAGUUGGAAGUGUUGGAAGACCUCGGGCUUUGGGUAUUUCGAGUGCCCUAGCUAUCGUGUUCUCAGUUACGUAAAACUUCUGGUAUUUCUUUCUCAACACUCCAUCUUCAUCCUCGUGCUCAACGUACCAACCUGAAUACGGUCAUCAAACAAUCAAUUCGGAGCCAAAAUCGUGCUUCGCUGCCUCGCUAGAUCCGCAGGAGUCUUGUGACGUCGAGGGAAGAUUCCACCACCAUUCCGGCGCUGACUUCACUUGCUGCAGAUCACUUAGUUACAUUUGACAAUAUUCCAUGGGUGACAGUCAAUAUUCAUUCUCACUUACAACCUUCAGCCCUUCUGGAAAACUAGUUCAGAUUGAACAUGCCUUAACUGCUGUGGGUUCUGGUCAAACGUCUUUAGGGAUAAAAGCUUCCAAUGGUGUUGUCAUUGCAACUGAGAAGAAAUUACCAUCCAUUUUGGUUGAUGAAACUUCUGUGCAAAAGAUUCAGAUCCUGACUCCAAAUAUUGGAGUUGUAUACAGUGGCAUGGGGCCUGAUUCUCGAGUUUUGGUUCGGAAAAGCAGAAAGCAAGCUGAACAAUAUCACCGACUAUAUAAAGAACCAAUCCCUGUCACACAACUUGUCAGGGAAACUGCAGCAGUGAUGCAGGAAUUCACUCAAUCAGGUGGUGUGAGACCGUUUGGUGUUUCUCUCUUGGUUGCUGGGUAUGAUGACAAGGGUCCUCAGCUCUAUCAGGUGGAUCCUUCCGGCUCAUAUUUCUCCUGGAAGGCCUCAGCCAUGGGAAAAAAUGUGUCUAAUGCAAAGACAUUUCUUGAGAAGAGGUAUAUGGAAGAUAUGGAACUUGAUGAUGCUGUACACACUGCUAUCCUGACACUCAAGGAGGGAUUUGAAGGGCAAAUUUCUGGCAAAAACAUUGAGAUUGGUAUAAUUGGCGCUGAUAAAGUGUUCAGAGUUCUUACAGCUGCUGAAAUUGAGGACUAUCUUCGAGAAGUGGAGUAAAAGUUUCCUUGAGGGAGGGUAAUUAUCCAAGUUGGUAUCAGUUAAGGAUCUGUUUCUUCAGUGAUCAUCUGAGUUUAUUUUGACCAUCUGAGUUUAUGUAAAAACUCUUCAGAUGGCCUAAAUCUGGUCUUAAAAUGUUGGUUUUUUUUACAUUAAUCUGGUACCUAAUCUGGUGGUUUUUUAGCACAAAUCCUGCUUAAAGUAUUUGUUAUGUAUUGCCCUUGCAACUUGUCUCUGUUCCCGCAACUUCUGAUUAUAUCUGAUUUUGAAUGUAAGUUUUUUUGACGGUAUUAGUGAUUUUCGAAGUUUGGCAUUGUUAUAUUGAGAGCACUGGAAAUACUCUUGAAGCUUUGAGGCUUUAAAAUUUCU